Messenger RNA from Oryza brachyantha (malo sina), 2360 nucleotides. RefSeq lists its product as uncharacterized. NCBI's taxonomy places the organism in Eukaryota, Viridiplantae, Streptophyta, Magnoliopsida, Poales, Poaceae. The record is from RefSeq and is a predicted model, not a curated record. The coding region runs from base 1 to 1962 and encodes 653 amino acids. The transcript has a single exon.
AUGUUUGUGAUUUUGUCAGUAAGGCUGGUGAACGAAUGGGGGGUGCAAGUUCUGGUCCUUUUUAGCUUCGCGCUGCAAGUCUUCCUUGUGUCGUUCGCAUGGAUCCGUCGCCACAGCGUCUCCACCUUGGCGAGGAUGCUGCUGUGGAUGGCGUACCUGCUGGCCGACUCCACGGCGCUCUUCACCCUUGGCCAUCUCUCCAUCAGCAGCAAGGUGGAAGGUCACCAGCUGGUGGCGUUCUGGGCGCCGCUCCUGCUGGUGCAUCUCGGCGGGCAGGACACCAUCACCGCCUACUCGUUCGAGGACAACCGGCUAUGGCUGCGCCACCUGCAGACUCUCGUCGUGCAGGUGAUGGGCACCGUGUAUGUCCUCUACAAGUACAUCCCCGGCAGCCAGAGGAUGGUGAUGGUGGCCGCCGGCCUUAUCUUCUUGGUGGGCAUUCUCAAGUACGGCGAGAGGAUAUGGGCGCUGAGGUGCGCCACCGGGGACAGCAUCUGGAGCGCUCUGGAGAAGUCCGUGUCUGCGUCGUCGGACCGUCCCGACGAUGAGAGGGACGGGCUUCUCCUCAAGCUGUUGAAGCGAAGGUCCAGCUUGGACGCGGAGGAUGUUCUCAUGGCGGCUCACGGCCUGCUGGACGUGUGCAAGGGGCUGUUCAUCGGCCUGCGCUGCGGGCGGCGCGAGAACGUCCGCCAGGUGCUGCGGUCGUUCGAGCUGUGCGGCCAUCUUGACAAGCUGAUGGAGAUGGAGCUGUCCCUGAUGUACGACAUCAUGUACACCAAGGCCGUGGUGAUCCACACGUGGUACGGGUGCUGCAUCCGCGUCGUCGCGCCGGCCGCCAUGGUCGCGGCGGCGUCGCUGUUCGAGCUCACUGCCAAAGACCGGUACAGCAGGCACGACGUCGUCAUCACCUACGUCCUGCUGUUGGGGGGCUUAGUGCUGGAGCUGGCGUCCCUGGUGAGGGCGGCCGGGUCGACCUGGGCGCGAGCCAUGCUGCACGACUCCGGCGACAAGAGAUGCCGGCGGUGGCUCCACGACGAGCUGCUGCAUCUCCGCCAGCUUUUCAGGGCCGCAAGGCACAGGAGGUGGUCAGGCUACGUUGGACAGUACAACCUAGUAUCGGCCUGCUGCGCGUGCCGCGGCCUGGAAUUGCAACGAGGCCAUCGUCCUGGUCCUCUCCUCCUUGAGUGGUGGCACCAAUGGCGCAACUCGCGGUCCGCGUGUGUCGCGGACCCCGUGAAGGAGAUGGUGCUGAGAGAGCUACUAGUGCUGAGGAGAGUGCAGCAGCAGCAGGCGGACGAGAUGUUGAUCGGCUCGCUCCCUGGCCUCCUCACCCUACGACGCCGUCACCUGCACGGCCGCCUCGGGUGGAGCGUCCAGGAUAUCAGCUUCGAGGGCAGCAUCAUCGCCUGGCACAUCGCCAGCGACAUCUGCCUGUUCAAGGACGAGUACCCAAGACGGCGCGUCGGCGACGAGGCCAACCUGCGGGAGGCGAUCAGGCUGCUCUCCGACUACAUGAUGUUCCUCCUCGUCGCACGCCCCUACAUGCUGCCCGGCCCCGUCCGCCGCAGCCGGUACCUGCAGGUCCGCGGCGACCUGCUUCGGCUGCUCGUCGUGACGCGCGGCCGUGCUUCCGGCGGCGCGGCGCAGGAGGAUUCGCCGGCCGAGUGGGCGCUCCGCACAGGAUUGCGCGCUGUGCUCACCUCCUCGGAUAGGCCUGCUUCCUACGACACCGGCGUGAUACUUGCCGACAUGCUCUGCCACCAGCCCAACCAGCUGGAGGUCAUCUUUGGCGUCUGGGUGGAGAUGCUUUCCUACGUCGCCGACCACUGCAGCAAAGAAUCUCAUGCCAGGCAGCUCAGCGGCGGCGGCGAGCUCGUCACCAUAGUCUGGCUUAUGGCCAGGCACGCUAACCUGUCCUACGUAUCAUCGUCUUCAUCAUCAUCUAGAGUGGAGUCGUCAUAACAUCGGUACGCGCGUUUUCUUUCUUUCUUUCUUUUUCUUAUAAUAUAUUACCGUACGUGCUCUGGAGUAUUCAGUAGCAACUAGCUAGUAAAAAAAUGAUCUAUAUACGUACAGGCCAUUGAUUUAAGUAUUUUAUAUGUUCAGCUAUGUACCGAAUCGAACAAUUAUUUCUACCCUCUUAAGUUGUUCUAUCGUCAGUAAUUUAUUGGGGUAGAAGAGCUAUAAAAUCUUUCCGUGUCAUUAAGAGCUAAUACUGAGCCAACUUAUAUAACAGUUACACGUAAACAUAUGCUACAUCAUCAAUGUAUGAUCAAUUUCUCAUACACACGUAGUGUCUUAGAGACUGGGCUGCAGUUGGCUGUAAAAUCUAUAGCCCGCUUUUUUCUCUCUCAUUUUCU